Messenger RNA from Equus quagga, 2746 nucleotides. It is a transcript of the gene BTC, whose product is annotated as betacellulin. The transcript is spliced from 6 exons. The record is from RefSeq and is a predicted model, not a curated record. Gene Ontology annotation, biological process: positive regulation of cell population proliferation; epidermal growth factor receptor signaling pathway; positive regulation of mitotic nuclear division. Lineage: Eukaryota; Metazoa; Chordata; Mammalia; Perissodactyla; Equidae. Bases 274 to 810 code for a protein of 178 amino acids.
CGAAGUCCCGCGCCUCGUUGGUGGGGUGUGUGCAGAAAGAGCAGGGAUAAAUAGGAGGCUCCCUCCGCCCAGCGACACUCUCGGACCAGCCGCCCGCUGGCCCUGGGUGUUUGGCUGCCCUGGAGCCAGGGUGCCAGCCUGAGUAGUUUCGUUUCCUGCUGGCUCCGGGAUUAGUUUCCAGGCACCCCCUCGGGCGCCCGUGGCCGGGGAAGGGGGCGCAGGAGGAGGUGGGAGACUCGUCGAGGGGCUUCCCGGCCCCGCAGCGCGGGGUUGAUGGACCGGGCCGCCCCGGGCAGCAGCGCCAGCUCCCUGCCGCUGCUCCUGGCCCUCGCCCUGGGUCUAGUGAUCCUCCACUGUGUUGUGGCAGAUGGGAAUUCAACCAGAAGUCCUGAAAAUGAUGACCUUCUCUGUGGAGAUCCCAGAGAAAACUGCGCAGCUACUACUACGCAAUCAAAGCGAAGGGGCCACUUCUCUCGGUGCCCCAAGCAAUAUAAACAUUACUGCAUCAAAGGGAGAUGUCGCUUCGUGGUGGCCGAGCAGACGCCCUCCUGCGUCUGUGACGAAGGCUACGCCGGGGCACGAUGUGAGCGCGUUGACUUGUUUUACCUGAGAGGAGAUAGAGGGCAGAUUUUAGUGAUUUGUUUGAUAGCAAUUAUGGUCAUUUUUAUCAUUUUGGUGGUCAGCAUCUGCACAUGCUGUCAUCCUCUUCGGAAACGUCGUAAAAGAAGGAAGAAAGAGGAAGAAAUGGAAACUCUGGGUAAAGACAUAACUCCAAUCAAUGAAGAUAUUCAAGAGACUAGUAUUGCUUAAUGGCUAUGAAAGUACCUCCAGACUGGUGGCCAGCUGCAAAAUGCCUUGCUCGUUUGAAAAUGGACAGAAUGUGUCUCAGGAAAACAGCUAGAAAAAUGAAUUUUAAAUAGUGUAUUUACUUUUUGUUUGUAAUGUUAGUUUGUGUUUACUAUUGUUUUUAUAAUAAUAAUAAUAAGUAAUUUUAUUAUUGCUUAGUAAUUGGGAAAAAGCACCCAGUUAAGAAGGGAAAUUUUAAUAAACUUCCAAUUAAGUUUUACUAGUCACCAGGAUUACUAGUCAAACAAAAAAAAAAAAAGCAGGAAGGAGUUUAGACCUUAGGAACUGAAUUAGUAAAAAAGCCACCACUUAUCCAACAUUUACUAUGUGCUAAGAGUUUGAAAUAUAUUAUCUCCAUUAAUCCUUUGAAGAGCCUAGGAGAUAUCUACUAUGAUCCUCAUUUCCCAUAUGUGGAAACAGGCCCAAAGAAGGUAAGUAAACUAACCCAGAAUUACAGGGUUAGGAACUGGUGGAUCUGGAAUUGGAACCAAGAUUUACCCAGGUUCAAAGUUUGUGCUCCUAACCAUCAUUUUUGUUCAUCCAAGUCAGUGCAGCCUGACUCACUAGUAGAACCCAGGACCUUAUACUGAACUGCGUUUUGCCAUGACUCUGAGGUCUGGGGUCAUUUUCCUGCAGAGACUCAGAAUGCAGGAUCCUGGAUAUAUGUUACUGUUAUCACCACGCUUUCCAUAGCAUUGUGUUUUAUUACGUUCCUUUGCUCCUUUCUAAAUUCUCAGUGACAUGAAUAAAUUCUACAUUAGUAAAGCAAAUAGAUUUGCCCCAUAGCUAGGGUAGUGAAUAGGGAUGGAAGAUAAAUACCUGACAGUCUUUAAACCCCAGGUAAGUGUUUAUGCUCACUAAAGUAUAAAGAAUCGCACUGGAAGAAGCUGGUUAUCCCAGGGUAAUGGUCAGUGACAGCACCGCAGAGCCCAAGCGAGACUGGUUGUGACCAUAUCCUCAUUUUUGUUCUUCUGAAAAAACACUUCCUGGGGUUGCUCUCAGGUGAAUUUUGGUGCAAUGAAAUCAUGACCAUAAUCAUCUAUUACUUAGGACUCUCUUGCCAAAUGCUUCUUCAACUCCACGGUACAUUUGAUAAAGACUCUUUUAAACUUGAAAAAGCAAAAUCUACAUUUAGCCAAUAUUCCAUAGAAUACAGAACUUUCUACAUUGACUGGGUGGGUCAUUCACAAAAAGUGAUGGAAGGUGUCCCCAAAUUGCUGCAUUUUGGCUGUUGUGACUGUCAGCCAAGCAUCUUCUUUUCCAGAAUCUUUCCAAGUUUUACUUUGCAGCGUAGGCUGCAUACACAAAGUGAAGGCAGAGAAUUCCGACAUGAGGUGAAGUCGUUUCUCACCUCUAUCACUCGUCGUGUUUUGAGUGAGGCUGAGGCUGUGCUUCUGUAUAACACAGAAAUAGCUCAAGUAUCAAUAAGAGCAAAGUCAAACAACUGCUAAUUUUCUAAAUCUAUUUUUUCUCCUAACUUAAUGGCCCUUGUUGAAAUAGGAUUAUAUCCAACUGAUCCAUGUUAUGUAUGCUUUAUUUUCAAAAGCCCCCUUCUGGGCUCAUUCAUUUCUUCUCUUUCUCAAUUUUCUUUGACACUAAGAGCAUUUGAAACAUGCUUGUUAGAGCAUUUAAAAACAAAAAACAAUGCUCUUGGUGUUUCUUCUUUCCUGAACCGAGGUUGAUUGACCAAUGGAAUCUCUCAAGACGAUUCAGGCUUGGAAAGUUUGUUUUGAUCCUAAAAUGUUAAUGAUGUCUCUUGAAAUUUGGUAGGUCUAAUGUCAAGAAAGAACCUCAAAGAUUUUCAUAUCUUUUCAAAAUGUGUUUUAUAAUUGUUUUGCUUAUACUAAAUGACCUUGUUUAUGUACACUGUCAAUAUUAUCAUGUAACAAAUAAAUUUAUU